UACGCUUCAGUCGAAACGUUAACACUGUUUACACGGUUGGUUGUUGUCUCGAUACAAAGAGAGUGACGGAAAAGCUGGCAGUCAGGCCAACGGCAAGUCAUCAAGCUUUCAGAUAGGAGUACAAGAAUUGACGUCACGAUUGAAAAGUCUGGAAUGGCAAAUGGAUCAACAGACUUAGAACGAAUGGAAAACAAACAGAAAACUAGAGAAUCAAACCAGACGCCUGUUCUGCUUGCCAACGACGAAGUUCAAAACGAUCCUAAAUCGAGGAUUGCUGCUACAUUUACAUCACAAGGUAGCAACGUUCAGCAGGGUUCAAACAACACCAUGAUCAUACAACGUAAUCUUCAUUUUUGUGCUAAUUUAUCAAAACCAUGGCUGAUGGGCUUUGCAGCUAUCAUUGUUUUUAGUGCUAUACUAAUUCCACAAGGAAUCGAAUUCUGGAGUAGGCAUCAUUCCGUCACGUCUUUGUCUCUACCUCGCACAGAUCCAGAUUUUGUUGGGAGGAAGAAAGAAGUUGAACGAAUAUGCCAGUUGUUGUCAUUCUUGGGACCCACAGGUAGCAAUAGCGAGAAUCCUAACAUUGUGAAUAUUAUUGGAGCUCCAGGAUUUGGAAAAUCAGCUCUUGCAAUUGCUGUUGGAAACGAGUUACUGAAAUGUGGUGUACGCGUUCACUAUGUUGACUUAAGUGGUGUAAAAACAGCAAAGGAUGCUAUUGCCAGAAUAUUGCCAAGAGUCACAGACAAAUUGGAAUUAAUCAAUAACAGUGACUAUACUCUUUGGGCAAGUAGCAUCUACGCAAACACUGUUCUAAUUUUGGACAACUGCAAUGGUUUGAUGGAAGACGAAGAGUCUAUUAGAAAUUCGUUCCUCAACAUUUUGUCUAAAAUGUCUUCAAUGAAUCACAGUUUGAGACUGUUGACGACGGCACGGUAUGACUACACCGUGUUGGAUGUGAAAUCUGUGCCGUUUUUAGUCAAGGAACUUUCCACAGAGUCUGCAACACAACUUCUCUUUAAAAUUUCACCACAUACAAACUCAUCAGCAACGGCUUUGUUUGCAAAUCUGACCGGUAAAGUAGCUCUGGCAGUUAAAAUAGUAGGUGCUUUGUUGAAAGAAGGUGAAACGGAGGAUCGUUUAGCAGAUGAAUUGUUUAGGAGCCCUAUAGAAGCUCUUAGUCCAAAUGACUUUCGACCAGAGGAACGAAUCAGAGUAGUCAUUGCUUCUUCAUUUCGUCGUCUUUCUGGUUACUUCAAACGAUCUUUAGCCAUUUUGGCUUGCAUGCCCGGAUCGUUUGACGAGAAUGGUGCUGCUGCUGUUCUUAAUGUUACGACAACUGCAGUUCGAAAGCAGUGUCUGAAACGUAUCACGAGACGUUGUUUGCUAGAAUCAAAUGAUCAUAGUAAACGAUAUCACAUACACACAUUAAUCCACGCGUUUGUAAAAGAAGAUCUGGGUAUACACGUGGAUGGCAAUCUUUUUAGACAUCGAUUUUUUCGUCAUUAUUUUCAGAGACUUCUUGAUCUAGCUGAAAAAUUUGACAACAAUCCAAGAGAUGUUUUAAGAAGCUAUGAUUACGACCAACAUAACUUUUACCAAGUGCUUGUUUACUGUAUGAAUUCACAUCUUGUUUCUGUUGCCGACGAGACUAUAAGAGAAAGUGUUGUAAGACUCGCUGAACAGGCUGCGGAUUUGUUUACGGUUCGUCUGUCUGGUAGUCAACUUUUCCGGUGGUAUCGUCAUGCCUUGUAUUAUGCGGCUGAUCUCACAGAUGACCGAAACAAGAAGAAGUACUGUAAUAUCUUACUUUUGCUGGUCUCAGCAGCAACGAUGCAUGUAAACAAAAAUCGUAACAUCACCGUUAUUCUGGAGAGAGAAACAAUAUUGGUUCAUCAGUGUAGCACCGAGGUGCGAUUUCGAAUGAUUGAACGUAUUUGCUUUAGCCGUUAUGAACUUCACGUCGAUAUCCCAGACAAUGUAUUGAAUUGCUAUCAUACUUACGCUCAACUGUUACGUCUUCCAGUUUCUGACGCGCGAAACUUCUGGUGGCUGGGACAUCAAUUCUACAAGCAUGGGAUUGAUAACGCAGCUGUUGCUUGUUUUAUGAAAACUGGACUUCACUUUGAAGAUAUAAACCUACGAGACCAAGUGAUAUAUUUACAAUCAGCAGCCAAAGUGUUUUCUAAAAAUGGCCAGAAAAAGGAAGAAGCAAUGGCUCGAAUGUCACUUUCAAAGCUUGAUAUCCACAGAUUUCUUCGCUAUCAGGAUUAUUCUACUUUCGUGGACACUGGAAUGCUACACCUUAGAAUGAAUGAACCUGCUAUUGCUCUGUUAUAUUUUGAUUUUGCCUACAUUGGUAUCAAAGAUCUUCUGUCUAAAGAUGACGAAAAACUUUUGAGGUUUCAUUUUUUACGGGGCAAAGCCUUCUUUGCACUUCACAUUUACCAAAAUGCUACUGAACAUUUUGAGAAAGUUGUGGUGCUAUCGAGAAAGUUGUAUGGAAAUGACAGCGUAACGGCAACUUUUAUUGAGGAACUUGGCGACUCCUUAGAUAAACUUGGUCUUGAAAACGCUGUUGGACAUUGGAUAGAAGCGGCCACAAUACUUGAAAAAUUUCCGAAAGAGAAAUAUAAAGUUUUUCUUUUGUUUUUAAAGAUUGGCAAGUGGCAAAUGCUCAACAAUUAUCUCUUCUCCGGAGCUAAGUACUACAAUAAGGCAUAUAAAAUGAUUCAUGAACUAGAGGAAACUAACGAACACGUGCCGACAAUUCCAACGAGCUCGACAACAGAUAUUCAAUCACUUCCACCUACAAUUACUAUUUUUAGUGUAGUGAAUUUAGUCAAGACAUUACUUGAACUUUAUCUUGGGCCUUCGCCUGAUCAAAGUAAUGAUCCUGGUAUGGAAUUUUGCAUGUCUUUGUUCGAGACUGCAAAGUGUUAUGUACUUGAGCAUUUCAUUAGUUGUAUUUUAGUUCUUGUUUUAGUGUUUUGCGGCUACAUACGCAUCUGCUAUUGCCGGUAAUCAAUUACUUUCAAAGCUUACCAACAUGUUGUCUGCGUAUAAAAUUAAUUUCAGUCCU
Molecule: messenger RNA, 3079 nt
Organism: Corticium candelabrum
Lineage: Eukaryota; Metazoa; Porifera; Homoscleromorpha; Homosclerophorida; Plakinidae
Exons: 2
Coding region: 154-3021 (955 amino acids)
Molecular function (GO): ATP hydrolysis activity; protein binding; ATP binding
Source: RefSeq, a predicted model, not a curated record